GUCCGGGAAUACGGUGUAUUGGACGCUUUAACGCGAAAUGGAAAAAUAUACACAAAUAUUGGUAACGAACAAAUAAAUAACGAAGAUGACGGUGAAGGCUGAAGAGGAUGUGGAUGAACCUUUGAGAACAUUAAAACAAAAAUGUGUGAAUUGCCUGAAAGGACCGAAUUUAAUAAAAACAAUUAUCAUUUUGACUUGCACGGUAGUCGUUAUGCGACAGAUUGCAGUGUGCGUGUUAAAAUUGACAAACAUGCCUAUAACAACAUACACCCAUUUCGACUUCAACAAGACUAUCAUGUACCCAAGCGUUACUUUCUGCAAGGAACCAGCUUACAAGUAUGAUAAAUUGAUAGAUUACGGCCUCUACGGUCAUCCUCGUUACACAUUAGCAUGGGAAACUUUCAACUUCUCCGCCGUAGACCUUGUGGAGAUGUGGAACGACAUCACUCACGAGGCUGAUGAUCUUUUAGUCACAUAUGCCUUGGAUUCUAAGGAGGAUAACAUAGAAAUUAGUUCUACAAUAGGCUUCUACCAUGGGCGAUGUCAUACACUCGUCCCGAAAGCACCCAGCGUACGUGCGUCACAUAAAUCCGGAUAUUCAAUAACCCUGAAGCAUACCCAAGACGAAAUCGAUAACAUUAUCAGCGCUCACUUACCUGGGUUCCACGUCUAUAUUCACUACACUAGAGAGCCAUUUACAGAAGUGGAAGUAUACAACGGAGGUCUGGUGGAUUAUUUGUAUAUUAAUACGGGAGAGACGGUGACAGCGAAGUUGACAGUUAACGAGUACGUUAAGACUGGCAAAGAAGACGGCCUUUGCACUGAUGCUGAAGGAUACAGUGCGAAUAUGUGCACCACGCAAUACGUAUGGGACCUUGUUACUAAAGAAGCCGGAUGCUCAGGGCCCUGGAUGGUUAGUGACAAACCUCUAUGUAAUAACUAUGAAGACAUGAGAACUCUGAUCAACCUUUACAUGAAGAACCACGAGGACCACGAUUUAGUCCCGGACUGUCUAACAUUCUGCCGAGCGUUAUUGUACAACACGUACGUCACAGACAGACAGAAAUACUAUUUUUGGGAUUCUUUACAUUCUCAAUGGUCGUACAGAACGCAUGACGCCAAAUUACAAUCGCAGCUCUUCAUCCAUUUUAAUUCCAAGAUGGUGUCUGUUUAUAACGAGCGCUAUACUUACGACUGGAAUAUAUUCAUUUCUGAUCUUGGAGGGAGUGUUGGUUUCCUUCUCGGCCUCUCCGUGAUAAGCAUCUUAGAGAUGGUGAGAAAGAUAUGGUCUUUGAUCAUCAGUCCAUUGAUCAGGAGAUCGAGGUUAAAAGAGGAAAGGGACUGUGUCAGCGUCAGUGGUUCCACAGUCACAGCUCAGUUGGACAUGAAUACGGACACAAAAUUCCUCCAUAAAUGGGAGCAUGAGUAUGAGAAAAGUAUUUUGAAAGAUUAUAUUUAA
Molecule: messenger RNA, 1459 nt
Organism: Hyposmocoma kahamanoa
Lineage: Eukaryota; Metazoa; Arthropoda; Insecta; Lepidoptera; Cosmopterigidae
Gene: ppk17
Product: degenerin-like protein asic-1
Exons: 10
Coding region: 86-1459 (457 amino acids)
Biological process (GO): sodium ion transmembrane transport
Cellular component (GO): membrane
Molecular function (GO): ligand-gated sodium channel activity
Source: RefSeq, a predicted model, not a curated record